GGCCAAGGCUACGUGGAUCUCUCGGUCUAUGGCGGAACUCCAGAUGCAAAAGGCGCAGGAAUUCUUUACGGUAUACCCAACGAUCCCGCCUACUAUCCCGGAACGGCACCAGCUCGAUCCACAUGGGGACCAUACUUCCAAGGGGCUGGUAUUUCCUGGGUCCGCGCUGGGGGUGCUCAGAUUCCCUUCAAAGGAUACGCUUCCGACCUUCUUGAAGGCGGUACUGAGGGCUAUGAUAAGCGGUUUGCGUCGUUCAAGCAGAACUUUCAGGAUGCGAGGGCUUUGAACCCGAAUAAUCAAUUUGUCUUGCUCGUUCAUGAUCUUUGGGGCGCAGACGGUGGGCAAGGGAGCAACACGCCUUUCCCGUGUGAUGAUGGCGAUUGUGCGCAAUAUGGCGUCUACCUGGACAAGCUGAUUGCGGAUCUGAAGGACAACGAUCUGUUGGGAGGUCUACACAUUGACAUUUGGAAUGAGCCUGACAUUUCGGGCUUUUGGGCUCGCUCGCAAGACCAAUAUCUCCAAGCGUACGACUACGCCUACUCCAAGUACAGAGCUGCGUUCGGCACGGCCGUGGCGCUGGUUGCGCCUUCUACUUCCAGCCAGCCUGAUGCCAACAACGAUUGGUGGAAGAACUUCACGAGCCACAUUAGCGCCAACGGCAAUAUCCCGGACUGGUGGAGCGCCCACCAGCUGAACGGAGCCAGCUCAGCCAACUGCGGCAACGAUCCUGUCAAUACACAGGCCGGAUUGAAUGACGUCCUGUCCCAACACGGGCUCCCAGCACGACCAUUCCAGCUCAACGAGUACGCCUACAUUGAUGAGCAGAGUCCAGCAUAUACUGCAUGGUUCAUAUCACGCUUCGAGCGUACCGGCAUCACCGGAUUGCGUGCCGACUGGGGCUCGAAGGUCGGCCUCCACAACGACCUCGCCAAACUCCUUGGACCAGGAGGAAAUGACACGACCGACAAUUUCUACAAACUCGGUGACUGGCAUGUUCUGAACUACUACACCCAGCAGCAACAUGGCGUCAUCACCAAGGCUGGAGCGACUGUCAGCACAUGCUACGACCUGUAUGUGACGCAGGAGCGAGACGUCGGCUCGACGCACAUCCUCGCUGGCUCACGUGGUCAGAGCGGCGCUUAUCCUAUCACCGUCUCGAACGUCGAUUCGAUG
This is a messenger RNA of Zymoseptoria tritici IPO323, 1173 nucleotides long. RefSeq lists its product as uncharacterized. Lineage: Eukaryota; Fungi; Ascomycota; Dothideomycetes; Mycosphaerellales; Mycosphaerellaceae. The annotation marks the transcript as partial. The record is from RefSeq and is a predicted model, not a curated record. The transcript has 5 exons.